UGGAAGGAGCGGCAGCACGAGUCACGACUCCCGAGUCCCGAGAUGAUUCGCGUGAGAGAUGUCCACAGGUGGAUGUAGGAAGCCUGUAGGCAUCGUGUAAGAAUUACUCUUGUAAGGGCGGGCGUAGCUGGGCACAGCUAGAAGGCCGCGAGCGUCUGGGCUGGGCAGCUGAAACAAGGAAAGGAGAGUACCCCUUGGCAUCUGGCUUGGAAAUAUUGACGGAGCUUCAACCAGCUGAGCAAGAUGUCGCCCGUCAACUCCAAUGGUUUGAUUGUAAACGACUCGCCGCUGCACCAUUCGCUGACGCUUCUGCUGAUCCAGUUGCUGAUUAUCAUUGCGUUCAGCAGAGUCCUUGCUGUCGUCCUUCGCCCUCUGAGACAGCCCCGAGUCAUUGCAGAGUUGAUCGGGGGCAUCCUACUGGGCCCAAGUGUUCUCGGAAGGAUACCCGGGUUUUUGGACCAUGUCUUCCCGGAAUCUUCCCUUCCAGUAUUGGAGGAUGUUGCGACUCUUGCGCUUCUAUUCUUCCUGUUUCUCAUUGGCCUUGAGUUGGACGUGAAUGCAUUGAAGACCGUGGGGCCCAAGGCUUUGGUCAUCAGUGCUAGCGGAAUCAUUCUCCCCUUCGCAUUAGCUGUCCCAGUAACUGUCUGCAUCAAGGGGCUGGGUCUCUCCAGCGUUGGCUUCGGCUACCUGUACUUGUUCACGGGGGUCGCCAUUGGGAUCACAGCAUUUCCAGUUCUUGCAAGGAUUCUGGCAGAGACCAGACUACUGACAACAGACAUAGGACAAAUUGCCAUGGCGGCUGCAGCUGCCGGGGACGUGGUUGCAUGGUGUCUCCUUGCACUGACUGUGGCAGUCCUGAAUUCGAGGAACCAGAGCCCUAUUGCAGGACUGUGGAUCCUACUUGCUGGGAUUGCCUUCAUCCUCUUCAUGUUCAUCUUCAUAAGGCCCAUCUUCCGUUUCAUUGCCCAGCGCAACGACGAGCGGGGAGUGGUUUCGGAGUUCUCAGUUUGCCUCGCGCUCAGUCUGGUGCUUGUCGCCUCCCUCCUUACAGACAUCAUUGGCAUUCACCCGAUUUUCGGAGCGUUCGUUGCAGGCAUGAUGAUUCCCCACGACUCAGCCUAUGCAGUGGCGUUAACGAGCAAGGUGGAGGACUUCAUUGCUGUCACCUUGCUCCCAGCCUACUUUGCAGUCUCCGGACUCAAGACCCAGAUUGCGUCUAUCAACUCCGGGAAGGCCGUGGUUGCCAUGUUCGUCAUCAUUUUCGCGGCCUGCUUCGGCAAAAUCGUGGCGUGUACCGCAGCAGCCUGCGCCUUCAAGAUGCCCUUUCGCAAGAGUCUGGCGAUCGGUCUGCUCAUGAACUCCAAGGGGCUGGUGGAGCUCAUCGUGCUCAACGUGGGCCUCCAGGCGGGCGUGCUGGAUCAGCAGCUGUUUGCAACGUUCGUCAUCAUGUGCCUCGUGACCACUUUCAUGGCCACCCCCCUGGUCAUGUGGGUCUACCCCCCUGCCCGGUUCCAGAAGCAGACUCUUGCCCCGGCCCAGAAACUUCAAGCCGUGGCACUGGACCACAAACCGGUCCGCUUGCUGGCGUGUCUCUACGGCCGGAACGACAUCCCCGGAGCUGUUAAGAUCACGGAGCUGGCAAAGGGCUCGGAUCAGCAAAACCUCCGGGUGCACGCACUGCAUCUUCAGGAGCUGUCGGAGCGGCCGUCGGCGAUCCUGACAAUGCAGCGGUGGGCUGGCAAGGUCUCACCGGCGUUCGGCAUGACCAACGUCGGCCUCACGUUCAAGUCCUUCGGCGACCUCGACACCAAGGUGCCCGUCACCUCCUCGGUGGCGAUCUCUUCCCUUACGAGCAUGCACGAGGACAUCACCGCAGCAGCAGCCCGCUCGCAGAGCAACGUUAUCCUGCUGCCCUACCAACCGGCGGGCGCCAUCGGGAGGCUCCUCGACUUCCCAGGAGGCGGGUUGGAUCAGAUCACGUCCCAGACCCUCAAGACCGCCCCCUGCACCGUCGCCCUCCUCGUGAAUCGCACCGAAGCCGGCCCGACCUCCUCCCCGGUGAUCUCCCCCGAGCGCUCCAUCGAGAACGGCGUCACGCGGGCGGUUAUGCUCUUCUUCGGCGGCCCCGACGACCGGGAGGCCCUGUCUCUGGCGGCGCGCAUCGGCGGCCACCCGCAGGUCGAGCUUACCGUCAUCCGCUUCCUGCCCAGCGAGGCCUGGGCGCUCGCGCUGCAGCAGAAGGCGGCCGCCAAGCAAGCGGAGGAGAAGCAGGAGUUGCUCGCUCGGCGCGCAAGCCAGGGAGACAGCGCCGGUGAAAUCAGCUCGGGGGGAUCCCCCGAGCAGAACGCCGAGGGCAAGAAGCCCGUCAUCGAAGACGAAGUUGCGCCGGCGCCGAAGGCGGUGGAGUUGAAGGAGCUCGCGCGGCGGACCAACCUGGGUGCGGACGACCGGACGGCAUCGGGGUCGUCCGAAGCGAGCGCGGUGUCCGUGGUGAUCGACCGCCUGCAGCCGGACAAGGAGCGCGCGCUGGACGACGCGGCGCUCGCAUUUUUGUACGCGGAGGCGAAGCGGGACCACUCGGAGGGGCGGCGCGUGCGCGCCAAGUUCGAGAACGUGGAGCUCGACCAGCAGAGCGUGUGGUCCGCAGUCAAGGCCAUCAAGCUGCACCAGUACAACCUCAUCGUCUUCGGCCGCAACCUCGUCCGCCCCCCUCCGAUUCUGACGCCAGAGGACGAAGGCGCCACUCUCACCCGGGGAAACUCGUUCAAGUUGAUUCGUGACAGCCUCAGCGCAGCUGCAUCCGGUUGGACCAACACGGACGUCCGGCCGAUGCUCGGCCCGGUGGCGGACAAUCUGUUCAAGUCCGGCGUGAUUGAGCAGGCUUCGCUGCUCGUUGUUCAGGAUAGCGAGUCACGCUAGAGACUCUACGGAAGGACUGUCAUGUGCUUGACGCUUUUCGUCUCUUUAACCAAUUGUGCAAAAGCAGAAUGCAGCAGCAGAUACAAACGAGCAUUGUGCAAGGAACAUAGGUCGGACAUGCCCCAAGGACCGCCUGUACUUUGCCAGCGAAAGCGGGUAGGAUAUUAUUCGCAAGAAUUACGUUCUAGUUGAUUAGUGUCGGAUUAAUCUCAUUUGGAACACCCUUGCUUCUCGGGAGUUGAGCAACAGGAGCUGAAGGCUUUGUUAUCGGAGCAGGGUUUGUUGCUUUCACAGAUUCUUUCAAGGUAUCCUCUCUACAGUAGUUUGCAGUCUCCCGGAGUUGCCAACUGUAUAUAGCGGCUGUAACAAGACUCGUUAAGACCCCUUGGAUUAUAUCCGCGAGCUUGAAACGCGUUAAUUCAAAGCUUUCUUGAAUCCACGCC
This is a messenger RNA of Klebsormidium nitens, 3362 nucleotides long. The record is from the annotation of a GenBank genome assembly. Lineage: Eukaryota; Viridiplantae; Streptophyta; Klebsormidiophyceae; Klebsormidiales; Klebsormidiaceae.